Messenger RNA from Caenorhabditis angaria, 297 nucleotides. The record is from the annotation of a GenBank genome assembly. Lineage: Eukaryota; Metazoa; Nematoda; Chromadorea; Rhabditida; Rhabditidae.
AUGCAACAAUUAAACGAAGAUGAGGAGCGAAAAAAAGCCACGUUGGCAAAACAACACACAGAAACAUCGAGAACUGCGAAUUUGUCAAAAAACCCGAAACAAGAUGGAUUUGGAUUUGGAUCAGCGACACCGAGAACUUUGACUUAUUUGGAUAAUUUGCAAAAAUCUGAGCAAUUAUAUGAUAAAAGAUUGAAGCUAAGAAGUGGACCAAUUGAAAGUGGAUUGACGGUAGGAUUUUUGAUUUUAAAUAUUGGAAAAUUGUUGAGAUUUUGGAUUUUUUGUAGAAAUCUAGCAUAG